GACUUCAAGAGUGAAGUGAAGCUGUAGACAAGACGAGGAAACCUCUGGAGUCAACGCCCGUCGUCUAGACAAACACGACAACCUUGACUCUCACCUACCCGUGUCACACACACGUGAAAACGCGUGCAUGUGCACAGACUUUGCACACAUUUAGAACAGCAACAUGUUUGAGGAGCAGGCGACCAAGGUUAAGAUCACUUCUGUGGUGAUUGUGGUGGGCAUGGCGACGAUGCUGGCGGCGGUGGUGACCGACCACUGGGCCGUGCUCAGCCCCCGGGUGGAGAAGCUCAACGCCACCUGCGAGGCGGCCCACUUUGGCCUCUGGAGGCUCUGCAAGAAGAUCAUCUUCAUCGUGGAGGAAGACCCUCGGGGCAAAGGCUGCGGUCCCAUCAGCCUACCUGGAGCACAAAACUGUUCCUACUUCAAACACUUCACCUCGGGGGAAGAAGCUGAAGUUUUUGAAGUGAAGACACAGAAAGAGUACAAUAUAUCAGCAGCAGCCAUUGCCAUCUUCAGUCUGAUCUUUAUGAUCCUGGGCACCAUCUGUGUCAUCUUCUCUUUCGGGAAGGGACGGGACUACCUGCUCCGGCCUGCUGGGAUGUUCUUCGCCUUCGCAGGUCUUUGUAUUAUCAUAUCUGUUGAGGUAAUGCGCCAGUCUGUCAAACGCAUGAUUGACAGUGAUGAGACCAUCUGGAUUGAAUACUACUACUCCUGGUCCUUCACCUGUGCCUGCGCCUCCUUCACGCUGCUCAUCCUCAGCGGGGGUGCCCUGCUCCUCAUCUCCAUGCCCAACAUGCCCCGUAACCCCUGGGAGACCUGCAUGGACGCCGAGCCGGACACAUUAGAUUAGCCACAGGUGAUACAAUGUCUGGAAGCCUGGGUAAAACAGACACAAAAUACACCUUCACCUUGAGCCCUUUAACUGCAUAUACUAUCUCACAAAUGUACCCUUACUGCAAGAUGUUGUCCUAGUUAUUCCCACCUCCCUUGUCCAUUGAGCUUAGUUUAUGUUAGUAAAAUAUUAUAAUCAACUUGGAGAGUCUUGUGAUAGUUAACCAGCCACAACAAAAACUAUGAAUUUCACCUUAUCUUUACGGGGUAAAGCAGUGAGAAUAUGACUUGUUUGGAAACCUCUUCCUUUUUGAUGUGUUCAAGACCAUAGGAAUGGUUAAAGUGGACCUAUCAUGCUAUAUUUGAA
This is a messenger RNA of Trematomus bernacchii (emerald rockcod), 1198 nucleotides long. Its product is annotated as voltage-dependent calcium channel gamma-1 subunit-like. Gene Ontology annotation, cellular component: L-type voltage-gated calcium channel complex; membrane. Gene Ontology annotation, biological process: regulation of calcium ion transmembrane transport via high voltage-gated calcium channel; calcium ion transmembrane transport. The record is from RefSeq and is a predicted model, not a curated record. NCBI's taxonomy places the organism in Eukaryota, Metazoa, Chordata, Actinopteri, Perciformes, Nototheniidae. Bases 164 to 850 code for a protein of 228 amino acids. The transcript is spliced from 4 exons. Gene Ontology annotation, molecular function: voltage-gated calcium channel activity; calcium channel regulator activity.